This is a messenger RNA of Periophthalmus magnuspinnatus, 1240 nucleotides long. RefSeq names its product exostosin-like glycosyltransferase 2 (gene extl2). The record is from RefSeq and is a predicted model, not a curated record. Gene Ontology annotation, molecular function: glycosyltransferase activity. The transcript is spliced from 5 exons. Lineage: Eukaryota; Metazoa; Chordata; Actinopteri; Gobiiformes; Gobiidae. Bases 58 to 1083 code for a protein of 341 amino acids. Gene Ontology annotation, cellular component: membrane.
UCGUUUGGUUUCAUUUUUUUCUGGAAAAGUUAACAAGUUAGCCAUUUCCAAGCAGUCAUGAGACUCCACAGAUGUUGGAUGAUUCCCAGGAGAGGUUACAUGGUGUUGUCUUUACUGCUGGUUCUGCUGCUGGUCGGUGGAGUCUUGAUGGCUUUUGUGCCUUCUGCAGAGAAACAUCAAGGAGCAGACUUCAGACAACACAGCAACCCAGGGCUCACACAAUCUCACAAGCAACACAGGAUGGUGGAAGAGUCCAAAUUUACUAUCAUUAUGCAGACUUACAACCGCACAGACGUUCUGCUCAAACUUCUGAAUCAUUACCAAGCGAUGCCUCAUCUGCAGAGAAUUAUUAUAGUGUGGAACAAUAUUGGGGAGCCUACACCUCAGAAGUUAUGGGACUCCUUAGGACCUCACCCUGUUCCUAUAGUUUUCAAACAACAAAGUACCAAUUUAAUGCGUAACAGACUACAAUCAUUUAAAGAGAUUGACACUGAUGCUGUAUUGAUGCUGGAUGACGACACCUUGGUCAGUGUUCCAGAUGUCAGUUUUGCCUUCUCUGUCUGGAAUCAAUUUCCAGACCAGAUUGUUGGGUUUGUCCCCCGUAAGCAUGUGGUCACAGACAAAGGAAUUUACAGUUAUGGAAGUUUUGAGUUACAGAACCCAGAAAUCUCAGGAGGAGACCGGUACUCCAUGGUGUUAAUUGGUGCAGCUUUCUUCCACCGUCGAUAUCUGCAGCUCUUUCAGGAACAGGAUAAGGCGGUGCUGGCAUUGAUAGAUGAAACUCAAAACUGUGAUGACAUUGUAAUGAAUUUUGUUGUGUCUCUGUACUUGAAAAAGAUACGUGAAACUAGUUACAACCGGCCAUCUGGAGUCUUUGUCAAACCAGUUGACAUGCGAAAUCUCGAAAAGGAUGCCAGUAGCGGGUAUCAGGGAAUGUGGCAUCGUCCAGAACAUCUACUUCAGAGGUCUUACUGUCUGAACAGGCUGGCACACAUUUAUGGUGUCAUGCCGCUCUGCUUUUCCAACUUGAUGGUUUCUCAGUUUGGUUUUCCGAGCUACGCAAACCACAAAAGUAGAGGCUGAAUAUGACAAAAGGAAUUUGAGUCAUUUCUGCUUAAAAUGACCAAAUUAUGACCCUAUAUUUCCCCAUAUUUGCAGUUUUAUUUGUAGUCAACCUAUUUUGGAACCUUUUUUAAAAUUUAAGUUUUUAUGUUAUCCUUAUCGUUCAGCAUCCCUCUGC